This is a messenger RNA of Terrapene triunguis (Three-toed box turtle), 838 nucleotides long. RefSeq names its product protein maestro-like. The annotation marks the transcript as partial. NCBI's taxonomy places the organism in Eukaryota, Metazoa, Chordata, Testudines, Emydidae. The transcript has 5 exons. The record is from RefSeq and is a predicted model, not a curated record. Gene Ontology annotation, cellular component: cytoplasm.
GGAUAAUCACAAUGGUCCCUUUUGGCCUUGGAAUCUAAGUAACUAGGAAUCUAAUAAUAGGAUUACACAGGUGUAUUAUGGCACCAGGUUGGGCUCAUUGUAGCUAGCACCUGGUCUGAAAUAUAGCUAUAGGUCUCUGGGGGGGAGACGGGGUUGAUGAAAUUCCCACAGCUUCAUAACUGCUAAAGAAAACUUAUUAGAAGUGUGAUCAGUGAUAAGUGUUCUUUAAUGUCAUAUGUUUGUACAGAUGAAAAAGUACAAGAAGUUUCUUCUGGACAUACUGAUCGGGGCCUUACAUGACAUUUUCAGUUCGGAAGUCAUUGGCGAGAGCAUGAAAGCACUGGCCAAAGUCCUGAAGGAGCUGAAAGAGAAGGACAUAGGUUCCUCCUUCAAAGACCUCACCCAACAGAUCCGGACUUACUUUGACGAUGAGGAUGAUGCUCUUCGCUCAAUGGCCUUUGUCCUAUUUGGCAUCCUGGCCCGGCUGACAAAGAGAAAAUGGAAGACCUAUUUCGCCGACCAGGUUAAAAAGAGCUGGGUCACACUUCUGCUGCACCUGCAAGACCCAAACCCUGAGGUUUCAAUGGCCAAAGAGAAUGCAGAGCUGCUGGAGAAAUUGUACCAAAUCACCAUCACGUACUUCUAUAGCAGCUGGGAAGAGAUCCGGGCAGUUGCAGCCAACUUAGCUGCUCUCCAGGUCCUACAGAAAGACCCAAGUCCCACUGUCCAGCUGGUGGCAACUGACAUCAUAAGUGACAUCUGUUCUGGCCAAUUGGAAGAGGAUCAUGGCUUGGGGGAGUCACCAGCGGACAAGGUGAACGGGAAAGACAUCGCUCAG